AUGCGAACCGCAACUCCUGGUGGGCGAGGAGCGGCGCCACGCGGCCCGAGCGACACGUGCGGACGAGGACGAGGCGCGCCGGAGACUGAACCGGCGCCCGGCGCCCGGCCGACGGCGCGGGCUCGGGCUGCGGGCUCGGGGGCGGCGCCGCGCGCUCCACGCCUCCAGGAGCGACCUACCGACCUCCGCCGUACAUACAGCGUGCUCCGAGCGAGAUACACUACCCGCUUCACCUCCGAGGAAACUACCAUCGGCGGCCUUCCGUACGGUCAAAUUAAUAUAUGUACUAUAAAAAUCCCUCUUACUUUAUGA
Danaus chrysippus (African queen) is the source of this 312-nucleotide messenger RNA. The record is from the annotation of a GenBank genome assembly. NCBI's taxonomy places the organism in Eukaryota, Metazoa, Arthropoda, Insecta, Lepidoptera, Nymphalidae.